Molecule: messenger RNA, 925 nt
Organism: Notolabrus celidotus (New Zealand spotty)
Lineage: Eukaryota; Metazoa; Chordata; Actinopteri; Labriformes; Labridae
Gene: prdx3
Product: peroxiredoxin 3
Exons: 7
Coding region: 52-798 (248 amino acids)
Biological process (GO): hydrogen peroxide catabolic process; response to oxidative stress; cellular response to stress
Cellular component (GO): mitochondrion; cytosol
Molecular function (GO): thioredoxin peroxidase activity
Source: RefSeq, a predicted model, not a curated record
GACCUGCUCCCAUGGCUCCCACCCUCCUCCUCUGACAUACGAUAAUCCAAAAUGGCAGCCACCAUCGGAAGACUCCUCAGGACCUCUACAGGGGUUGCAGCCCAAGGGUUAAAGGUCACAGCUGCAUGCAAACAUGGACUAUCUAGGACUGCAGGAGGUCUCAUCAGUCCUGCACUUCAGAGGGCCUGCUUCUCUACCAGCACAUCAAAAUGGGCCGCUGCUGUUACUCAGCCUGCUCCAGCUUUUAAAGCCACAGCAGUCUACAAUGGAGAGUUCAAGGAUAUGAGCCUCGAUGACUUCAAGGGGAAAUAUCUGGUCCUCUUCUUCUACCCCCUGGAUUUCACCUUCGUGUGCCCGACAGAAAUCAUCGCCUUCAGCGACAAAGCCAGCGAGUUCCACGAUGUGAACUGUGAGGUGGUGGGUGUCUCUGUGGACUCUCACUUCACCCACCUGGCAUGGAUCAACACUCCACGCAAGACUGGAGGCUUGGGAAACAUCCACAUCCCCCUGCUCUCAGACCUCAACAAGCAGAUUUCCAGAGACUACGGAGUGCUGCUGGAGGGUCCGGGCAUUGCGCUGAGGGGCCUGUUCCUCAUUGAUCCGAAUGGUGUGGUGAAGCAUAUGAGUGUGAACGACCUGCCUGUGGGCCGUUGUGUGGAGGAGACUCUGCGUUUGGUAAAAGCGUUCCAGUUUGUGGAGACCCACGGCGAGGUGUGUCCAGCCAGCUGGACCCCCAAGUCCCCAACGAUCAAACCGACUCCUGAAGGUUCAAAGGAGUACUUUGAAAAAGUCAACUGAGAAGACAAAGUUCAAACAGCUGAUGCAGUGAAUGGUACUAAUCUAAAAGCCAUUGUACACAUAGUUUAAAUGUUGUAUUUACUCACACGUGGCAGAGUACUGUAAUAAAUCUAUUCUUUAUAAGAGA